Molecule: messenger RNA, 2212 nt
Organism: Canis lupus familiaris (dog)
Lineage: Eukaryota; Metazoa; Chordata; Mammalia; Carnivora; Canidae
Product: cytochrome P450 4F3
Exons: 13
Coding region: 173-1735 (520 amino acids)
Molecular function (GO): oxidoreductase activity, acting on paired donors, with incorporation or reduction of molecular oxygen; heme binding; iron ion binding
Source: RefSeq, a predicted model, not a curated record
UGAGAGUGUUCUGGUCUGGGGGGUGGGGAGGAGACACUGCUGCAGGCAAAAGCUUCCUGGAAUCCAGCUGGCUGGGGGAGGAUGAUUUCCUUGUAACUGGAUCUCGAGGCAACCUCCCACUGAUUGAGUUCCUGGUCCUCAGGGGUUCACCCUCCAGUCCCUCUGUCCCAGGAUGUUGCAGGUGAGCCUGUCCUGGCUGGGACUGGGGCAGCUUGCAGCCUCCCCAUGGGUGCUCCUGCUGCUGGCUGGCGCCACCUGGCUCCUGGCCCGGGUCCUGACCUGGAGCUACAGCUUCUAUGACAACUGCUGCCGCCUCCGGUGUUUCCCACAGCCUCCGAAGCGCAACUGGUUUUGGGGUCACCUGGGCCUGGUGAAGAGCAAUGAGGAAGGCUUGAGGAUGAUAGAGGAUCUGGGCCACUACUUCCGUGAUGUUCAUCUCUGGUGGAUAGGGCCUUUCUACCCUGUACUGCGGCUCGUCCAUCCUAAGUUUGUUGCCCCCUUGCUCCAGGCCCCAGCCACCAUCGUACCCAAGGACAUGUUUUUCUACAACUUCCUGAAGCCCUGGCUGGGGGAUGGGCUCCUGCUGAGUGCUGGUGACAAGUGGAGCCACCACCGCCGCUUGCUGACACCUGCCUUCCACUUUGAAAUCCUGAAAUCUUAUGUGAAGAUUUUCAACAGAAGUGCAGACAUCAUGCAUGCCAAGUGGAAGCGCCUGGUGUCAGAAGGCAGCACCCAUCUAGACAUGUUUGAGCACAUCAGCCUCAUGACCCUGGACAGUCUGCAGAAAUGUGUCUUCAGUUUUGACAGCAAUUGCCAGGAGAGUCCCAGUGAAUAUAUUGCUGCCAUCUUGGAGCUCAGUGCCCUUGUGGUGAAACGGAAUGAGCAGGUCCUCCUGUACUUGGACUUCCUGUACAAUCUCAGCCCUGAUGGGCGGCGCUUCCGCAGGGCCUGCGAACUGGUGCACAACUUCACAGAUGCUAUCAUCCAGGAGCGGCGCCAUACCCUCAUUAGCAGAGGCUCCUGUGACUUCCUUAAGUCCAAAACUAUGGACUUCAUUGAUGUCCUCCUGCUGGCCAAGGAUGAAGCGGGAAAACAAUUGUCAGAUGAGGAUAUUCGAGCUGAAGCUGACACCUUCAUGUUUGAGGGCCAUGACACCACAGCCAGUGGCCUCUCCUGGGUCCUGUUCAACCUUGCAAAACACCCAGAAUACCAGGAGCGCUGCCGGCAGGAGGUGCAAGAGCUCCUGAGGGACCGUGAGCCUCAAGAGAUUGAAUGGGACGACCUGGCCCAGUUGCCCUUCCUGACCAUGUGCAUCAAGGAGAGUCUGCGGCUGCACCCACCUGUCACAGUCAUUGCCCGCCGAUGUACCCAGGACAUCGUGCUCCCCGAUGGCCGGGUUAUCCCCAAAGGGAACAACUGUGUCCUCAGCAUAUUUGGGAUUCAUCACAACCCAUCAGUCUGGCCGGAACCUGAGGUAUACAAUCCCUUGCGCUUUGACCCAGAAAACAUCAAGGAGAGGUCUCCCCUGGCUUUUAUUCCCUUCUCUGCUGGGCCCAGGAACUGCAUCGGGCAGGCGUUCGCCAUGAGCGAGAUGAAGGUGGUGCUGGCGCUCACGCUGCUGCGCUUCAGGGUCCUGCCCCACGAGGAGGAGCCGCGCAGGAAGCCGGAGCUCAUCCUGCGCGCCGAGGGCGGACUUUGGCUGCGCGUGGAGCCGCUGAGCGCGCGACCCCAGUGACCCGCCAGCUCCCGGCUGGGCCCAGCCCGACCCGCGCGCCUCGCUUUGCAGGUUCCCGGGAAGAGAAGCGCGUGGUCUCCCCCGCGCGAGCCCCACGGAGAGCCAGCAGGGGGCGCGUGGGCCCCGCGGGAAGGCCGGGGGUGGGGGUGGGGGGCGAGGCGGGGUGGAGGGGAGGCUGGGUCUGGGCCGGGCCCUGACAGCCCUUCCCGCUCAUCCCAGAUCCCCGUCCUGAUGGCAGGUUCUCUCAGAGCCCAUUAAGGGAGUCUGUCCCGUAGGCAUAGGGAGCCAUGGGAGGUGUUUUUUUAACAGGAGAGGGACCAGCGUUAAGGACUGAGUUAAAGGGCAGCGCCGGUGGCUCAGCGGUUUAGCGCCGCCUUCAGCCCAGGGCCUGAUCCUGGAGACCCAGGAUCGAGUCCCACGUCGGGCUCCCUGCAUGGAGUCUGCUUCUCCCUCUGCCUGUGUCUUUGCCUCUCUCUC